ACGCAUGCCUCAUCUGGACAUAACGUUACUGUAUUGGACGCGUGACUUUGACCUGUCAGGUGAAUGACCGCGCGCCUGCGUGCGUAACGGUCCGGGGUUACAAGCAUCGGACCGCUCAUAAGUUUUGGAGCAGUGAAAGUGCUACUCGGUGAAGGUUUGGGACGCAUCUGGCCUGGAAAUGAAAAUGAUGGCCGCGCGGUUUGCUCUCUGCGUCCACGUCGCGCGAGCGGCCACAUGGAGCCCCAUGCGCGUUUUGGGACAUGGACUCGCGCGCAGCCUCAGCAGUGACACAGAUUUUUCUGGCAUUAAAGAACGGACUUUGGUAGCUGUGAAGCCCGACGGCGUUCAGCGGCGUCUGAUUGGCGAGGUCAUCAAGCGCUUUGAGCAGCGAGGAUUCCGAUUGGUGGGUCUGAAGAUGCUGCAGGCUUCUGACAAGCUUUUAGCUCAGCAUUACGUCUCGCUACAGAGGAAACCCUUCUACUCCAGCCUGCUUUACUACAUGACCUCUGGCCCCAUAGUCGCCAUGGUGUGGGAGGGGCAUAAUGUAGUGAGGUCAUCGCGUAUGCUGGUGGGAGACACAGACCCUGCUGAAGCUGCACCGGGAACUAUUAGAGGAGAUUUUAGUGUUCAUAUCAGCAGAAAUGUCAUCCAUGCAUCUGAUUCAGUGGAGGGAGCGGAGCGGGAGAUUUCACUGUGGUUUCAUCGCUCAGAGCUCAUCGACUGGGAGGGAUGCGAUCAUAAAAACAUUUAUCACAUUAUAUGAGGGUCAGUUUGAGAUGUUCAUAUGUGUUAAAUGAACUCUGAUCACCCUCAGCGGGUUGAUUUCUGCUCAGUUUCCUUAAUAGCACAAAAUGCUGAUUAUAUGCAGUUUUUGGGCUGCAAAUGAUAUGUUCUCAUUUUAAAAUGAUUCAGUGUAAAUAGAUUGAAUUGUUCUAUUUUAUAUUCUAAAUAUUUAAAAAGAAAUGUAAGAACCUUUUGGAGAAAAUGUUUACAAAAGGUGCCCUUGAAUAUUUUCAAAUAGACUUUUAAUUUAGCUUUGACGCACAAGUCUUAAUAGUUCCUAAUUGUUUCUGUUUUUUGUGCUAUUUUUACUGAACAUAACCAGUGAUCACACACAUGCACGGUGCUGAUCGAUAUAACUAACUUUUGUGAACAAUGUACUUUAAUGCCUUUAUCAAUUAAAAAAGAAAAAAAAAAUCAAUUUUAGCAGAUUGUCAUCCAAACCCAGUCCCUUCACUCAGGGAAAAUGCAUUAAAAGUGCAGUAAAUAAUUAUUUAUAGACUGUUAAUUUAAUGUGACAACGGUACAUCAAAUAAAUACUUGCUGUAACACAAAAA
Molecule: messenger RNA, 1337 nt
Organism: Cyprinus carpio (common carp)
Lineage: Eukaryota; Metazoa; Chordata; Actinopteri; Cypriniformes; Cyprinidae
Product: nucleoside diphosphate kinase A
Biological process (GO): UTP biosynthetic process; GTP biosynthetic process; CTP biosynthetic process
Molecular function (GO): nucleoside diphosphate kinase activity
Source: RefSeq, a predicted model, not a curated record